AUGGAAUAGAUCAUCGUAUAAACACCAGGCCUAGUUCAAAUGCUUUAUGCAGCUUACUACUUUGUUAAGGGCAUAUAUACAUUAGAAUAGGUUUAAGAAGUGAUUGCACAAGUGAAAGACAUUCAAACAAAAGACACCAAAACCAUGAUUGCCUCUCUUAAACACGAGUUUCAAUCAGAAUUACUGAGGGAACUGUUUUAUUUCUAUUACAGAGCUCUAAGUUUUCAAAAUGCCUUCCUCAAUACCUAAUACUUAUAGGAAGAUGGAGUUGAAUAAGACAUACAUUACUUAGAAGGCCUAAUAAGUGUGAAGACUAAAGGAUACUGA
Messenger RNA from Paramecium pentaurelia, 327 nucleotides. The record is from the annotation of a GenBank genome assembly. NCBI's taxonomy places the organism in Eukaryota, Ciliophora, Oligohymenophorea, Peniculida, Parameciidae.